GCAGCUGCCUGUUUUCCUUUCCGGCCGCCAUCUUGGCUCCUCCCGCGUGUGCUCCCCCGGGCUGUGCGCUUCGCUCCGCGGACUCCCGCUUUUUCUCCCCCCUGCCCCGGCUGGGCGGCUUCUUCCCGAGAAGAUGAAAGAAACUAUCAUGAACCAAGAAAAACUAGCUAAGCUCCAAGCACAAGUGCGCAUUGGUGGGAAGGGUACUGCCCGCAGAAAGAAGAAGGUGGUUCAUAGAACAGCUACAGCAGAUGACAAGAAGCUUCAGUUUUCUUUAAAGAAACUAGGAGUAAAUAACAUCUCUGGUAUAGAGGAGGUAAACAUGUUUACAAACCAGGGCACAGUCAUCCACUUCAACAAUCCUAAGGUUCAAGCUUCUCUAGCCGCUAACACUUUCACAAUCACAGGCCAUGCUGAGACAAAGCAGCUGACCGAAAUGCUGCCUAGCAUCUUAAACCAGCUUGGUGCUGACAGUCUUACAAGCUUGAGGAGACUAGCAGAGGCUCUACCUAAACAACCUGUGGAUGGCAAAGCACCUCUUGCUACUGGAGAAGAAGAUGAUGAUGAAGUUCCUGAUCUUGUGGAAAACUUUGAUGAGGCUUCAAAGAAUGAAGCAAACUGAACUGUCACUUUGAGCAAACUUGAAAAUUAUAUGGAGCUGCUAUUUUAUAUUGUAACUUUAUUUGUAACAAUUUUGUACUGAUCUUAAGCUUAAGAUCUGUAGUAUUUGGAAACUCCCACAAAUUGCAGCUCUUUUCAGUUCUUGCUAGUGCACGGAGCAUUUAAUUGCGGCUGAGUUGGAAGUACACAAAAUUGAAAAGUAUUACUUCAAAAUGCUAAUAAAGACUAAAUGUUUAGGCAAAUAUUUUAGUAGUAUUUUGUACAUAAAAUUUUAACAUGAUCUCUGGGUACUUGUGACCAGUGAUACAAAGUGGAGCACCUUGGUUUUAAACCUUAUGAAAAAUAAAUAUUAACUUAUUGAAUCAUC
Messenger RNA from Pogona vitticeps (central bearded dragon), 988 nucleotides. RefSeq names its product basic transcription factor 3 (gene BTF3). The record is from RefSeq and is a predicted model, not a curated record. NCBI's taxonomy places the organism in Eukaryota, Metazoa, Chordata, Lepidosauria, Squamata, Agamidae.